CGCCCGCCACCCGUCGGGGAUCACAGCUACUCGGCUGGAGUUCAGGGCCGAGUCCGCGCGACGGCCCACGCGGGACAGGUCCCUGGAUGAGAAGAAGCUGACGACAGCGGAGCCCCACCUUCUCUGUGUGCGGGGGAACAGGGCUGCACAGCCCCUGUGGCACCCAUGCCGAAGAACAGCAAAGUGACCCAGCGUGAGCAUAGCAAUGAGCAUGUCACCGAGUCGGUGGCUGACCUGCUGGCCCUUGAGGAGCCAGUGGAUUAUAAGCAGAGUGUCCUGAAUGUGGCUGGAGAGACAGGUGCCAAGCAGAAGGCGGUGGAGGAGGAGCUGGAUGCAGAGGACCGGCCAGCCUGGAAUAGCAAGCUUCAGUACAUUCUGGCCCAGAUUGGCUUCUCCGUGGGCCUUGGCAACAUCUGGAGAUUCCCCUACCUGUGCCAGAAAAAUGGAGGGGGUGCCUACCUGGUGCCUUACCUGGUGCUGCUGAUCAUCAUUGGCAUCCCCCUCUUCUUUCUCGAGCUGGCUGUGGGCCAGAGGAUCCGUCGUGGCAGCAUCGGUGUGUGGCACUAUGUGUGUCCCCGCCUGGGGGGCAUCGGCUUUUCCAGCUGUAUUGUCUGCCUCUUCGUUGGGCUGUAUUAUAAUGUGAUCAUCGGAUGGAGUAUCUUCUACUUCUUCAAGUCCUUCCAGUACCCACUACCCUGGAGCGAAUGUCCUGUCAUCAGGAAUGGGACCACAGCAGUGGUGGAAGCAGAGUGUGAGAAGAGCUCAGCCACUACGUACUUCUGGUACCGAGAGGCCUUGGACAUCUCCAACUCCAUCUCAGAGAGUGGGGGGCUCAAUUGGAAGAUGACAUUGUGUCUCCUGGUGGCCUGGAGCAUUGUGGGCAUGGCUGUCGUCAAAGGCAUCCAGUCCUCAGGCAAGGUGAUGUACUUCAGCUCUCUCUUCCCCUAUGUGGUGCUGGCCUGCUUCCUGGUCCGGGGGCUGCUGCUGCGAGGAGCAGUCGAUGGUAUCCUGCACAUGUUCACUCCUAAGUUGGACAAGAUGCUGGACCCGCAGGUGUGGCGAGAAGCAGCUACUCAGGUCUUCUUCGCCCUGGGACUGGGCUUUGGUGGUGUCAUCGCCUUCUCCAGCUACAACAAGCAGGACAAUAACUGCCACUUUGACGCUGCCCUGGUGUCCUUCAUCAAUUUCUUCACUUCAGUGUUGGCUACCCUGGUGGUGUUUGCUGUACUGGGCUUCAAGGCCAACAUCAUGAAUGAGAAGUGUGUGGUCGAGAAUGCGGAGAAAAUCCUUGGGUACCUCAACUCCAAUGUCCUAAGUCGGGACCUCAUUCCACCUCAUGUCAACUUCUCCCACCUGACCACCAAGGACUACAUGGAGAUGUACAACGUCAUCAUGACUGUAAAGGAAGAGCACUUCUCAGACCUGGGUCUGGAUGCGUGCCUCCUGGAGGAUGAGCUGAACAAGUCUGUGCAGGGCACAGGCCUGGCCUUCAUCGCCUUCACGGAGGCCAUGACACACUUCCCUGCCUCUCCGUUCUGGUCUGUCAUGUUCUUCCUGAUGCUCAUCAACCUGGGUCUGGGCAGCAUGAUCGGAACCAUGGCGGGCAUCACCACACCCAUCAUCGACACCUUCAAGGUGCCCAAGGAGAUGUUCACAGUGGGCUGCUGUGUCUUUGCAUUCUUCGUGGGGCUGUUGUUCGUCCAGCGCUCCGGAAACUACUUUGUCACCAUGUUCGAUGACUACUCAGCCACCCUGCCACUCACCGUCAUCGUCAUCCUUGAGAACAUUGCUGUGGCCUGGAUCUAUGGAACCAAGAAGUUCAUGCAGGAACUGACGGAGAUGCUGGGGUUCCAACCCUACCGCUUCUAUUUCUACAUGUGGAAGUUUGUGUCUCCCCUAUGCAUGGCCGUGCUCACCACAGCCAGUAUCAUCCAGCUGGGGGUCACACCCCCAGGCUACAGUGCCUGGAUCAAGGAGGAGGCUGCAGAGCGCUACCUGUAUUUCCCUAACUGGGCCAUGGCUCUCCUGGUCACCCUCAUCAUCGUGGCGACCCUGCCCAUCCCUGUGGUGUUCAUCCUGCGACAUUUCCACCUGCUGUCCGAUGGCUCCAACACCCUCUCCGUGUCCUACAAGAAGGGCCGCAUGAUGAAGGACAUCUCAAACCUGGAAGAGAACGACGAGACCCGCUUUAUCCUCAGCAAGGUGCCCAGCGAGGCGCCCUCCCCCAUGCCUACCCACCGCUCCUAUCUGGGACCCGGCAGCACAUCACCCCUAGACACCAGCGGCAACCCCAACGGACGCUAUGGAAGCGGCUACCUCCUGGCCAGCACCCCUGAGUCAGAGCUGUGACCACUGCCCCCAACCAGUCCAUUUCCCCCCCCAUGCCCACCCACCCUGCCCAUUUAUCUGGGCCUUCCCUCUUCCUCCAUGGUGGCCAUCAGGUCCAGGCCAGGCCCUCUGCCAAGGACAGAGGGUCUAGCUUGCUCAAUCUCGACCCCAGCACUCUGCUCCCUUGGUUUGAGCAGGAGGCUGGGGACAACUCUAUCCCCCACUUCUUACCCUUGAGAACCUCUCACCAAAUUGCAGCCAUGUCACCAGAACAAUCCACGAGUCUGG
Molecule: messenger RNA, 2616 nt
Organism: Dipodomys spectabilis (banner-tailed kangaroo rat)
Lineage: Eukaryota; Metazoa; Chordata; Mammalia; Rodentia; Heteromyidae
Gene: Slc6a17
Product: solute carrier family 6 member 17
Exons: 12
Coding region: 166-2349 (727 amino acids)
Biological process (GO): glycine transport; sodium ion transmembrane transport; proline transport
Cellular component (GO): plasma membrane; synaptic vesicle
Source: RefSeq, a predicted model, not a curated record